AAGGAGAAGCUCCAUGCCGAGCUGAAGCAGGUACUGAGCCAGAAGAGAAGUCAUCUGAGAGAGUCGACCUGCCAGCUGGCCCAACCAGAGAUGGACUCUGAGCCAGCAAAUGAACAGACAAGUGUGGAGGAAGCCUCUAAAUCUGUGGAGAUUGUGGUGGAGACAGAGGCAGGAGCUGGAGCCAGCGGCUACAGUGUGACUGGUGGAGGAGAGCGAGGGAUCUUUGUAAAAGACGUCCUCAAAGACUCUCCAGCUGCUAAACACCUCAGUCUACAGCAAGGUGACCAGCUGCUAAGUGCCAAAGUCUACUUUGACAAUGUGAGGUAUGAAGACGCUUUAAAAAUCCUUCAGUGCGCAGAGCCAUAUAGGGUCAGCUUCCAGCUUAAGCGAACCAUCCUUGGAGCGGAUGGCAGCGUGCGCCCAAAGGUUCCCAGUGUGGAGGUCAAAGGUCCCAAAGUCAAGAUGGCCAAAAUGAGUGUGAAGGGGACCAAACCAUUCAAGACUCAGAAGAAACGAGGUGGACGUUUUGGUCUGAAAAGGCUAAAAGAGAAGCGAAGAGAGGAGCUGGUGGUAGAGGGAACACCUCCCAGGCUGGAGAUGAGUGAUGUAGAGUUUUCUCUUCCCAAAUUCAAACAAAGGAAAAGUCCAAAAGUUGAAGUAGAGGAAGCCAGAGGAGCAGCAGUUGAGAGGAAGGCAAAGAAAAGGAUGAGGUUCCCGAAAAAGGGAGCAAAAGUGGAGACAGGACGGUUUGAAGGACAAGUGAAUAUUUCCCCAUCUGAAAUGCCUGGAGCUAAAGUGAAAAGCAAAGAAAAAGGACACAAGUUUGGCAUCACCUUUCCUACAAGCAAACACACAAAGUCAGGCUCUACUUUGGAAACUGGAUCUGUGGAGCUGAAGCCUCCGGGGGUAAACAUCCAGCCGCCAUCUGUGGAGUUCAGUUUGUCUGCUAAUAAAGAUGUGGAGAAGGGAGCAUCUAAAGUUAGCAUACCUGAUGUGGAGUUUGCUCUCCCUUCAGGAAAAGCUGAGACAUCUUUGCCCAAUGUGAAGGGAACGGCCAAAAUCAAAGCUUCUGAAAUGGACAUCAAAGGAAGAGCUGAAACAGCUGAAGGAAAAGUUAAUGUAGAUGCAGACAAAGGAGAUGCAAAGGUCAGAAUGCCAAAGUUGAAACUACCCAAAGUUAGACUCUCACACCAUUCAGAUGAAAUUGAUGGUGACAUCAAGGUAAAAGCUGGAGGCAUCAAAAUGCCUCACACUGACAUAAAACCUCCAGAGGUAGAAAUCAAAGGAGACGGGCAGAUCGGUCUUCCCUCUGUUGAUAUUUCUUUGCCUAAAGUGAAGGGAAAGACUGACAUAUUGAUCAAAGAUUACGAAGGAAUUAGGAAGACUGCAAUCAACAUGCCUGCCAGUGACAUCUCUGUAGCUGAUAUUGAUUUGGAAUUAGACAGCGGACGGAGAAUUCCCGAUGAGGUCGAGGGCACUUUUAAAGGGCCCAAGAUCUCUAUGCCAAAGGUUGAUAUCUCACUACCUAAGAUGGGAUCAUCGGUGGACACUGAGUGCCCAGAAGUGGAAGGAAAAUUCUCUCUACCUUCUGUUGAGCUCUCACUCCCAAAGGUCAAAUCAGACAGUGGAGAUGUCUAUAUGGACUAUUAUGUUGGUGGUGAUGGAAAAUUCAAAAUGCCUGAUUUUGACAUUUCUCAACCAGGAGAAGUAAACAUAAGGGGACAAGGUGUGGAAGGGGAAUUCAAGUUACCAAAAGUGGACCUGAUCCUUCCCAAAGGCAAAGCAGGAAUGACUGAUGUUAAAGGGGAAGGAAAUUUUCAUCCAAAAAUAAAGCUACCUGACCCAGAUGUCAAACUUGAAGGACCAGAACUUCCAGGUGUUGACUUUUCACUAUCCAAGCCAAACACUGAGGCCAAUGUGGAGCUCAGUGGCAGUGGUGGUGACAAGUUCCAGCUCCCAACAUUUGAUAUCUCACUUCCAAAGGUGCCCACCAAAGAAGGAGAAUUUGAUAUUGAAUCUAAAGCCAAAGGAGGAGCAAAGUUCAACGUCCCAUCACUUGACUUCUCUCUUCCUGUAAUGAAAUCACCAGAGGGAGAGGUAAAGAUUGAGAGCCCUGAAGUCAAAGGAAGAAAAUUCCAGAUGCCUUCUUUGGAUGUCUCACUACCAAAGAUGAAGAUGCCUGAGGGAAAUCUUGUCCUAGAAGGACCUUCUCUUGACAUCUCUCCGCCAAAGGGAAAAGCAAAAGGAAAAGCCGAGGGUGACAUACAAGUAAAAAGUAAAGGAGAACCUUUUCAAAUCCCUUCAGUUGAUGUUUCUCUACCUCAAAUCAAAUCAAAGCAAGGUGAUAUAAAUGUUGAAGGACCAGAAAUUACCUUUGAAGGUAAUGGAAAAGGAGGCAAAUUCAACGUGCCAUCUGUUGACAUUGAUCUUCCUGUUGUAAAAAUGCCAACUGUUGAUAUUUCACUUCCAAAAGGUAAAGAAAAGGGAGAAGUUGACACUGGCAUUGACAUAAACACUGAAGGGCCUGAAGGUAGAGGGGGAAAGAUAACAAUGCCAAAAUUUGACAUUUCUUUACCAAAGGUAAAUUUUCCUGAGGGUGAUGUCAAAUUAAAAGGACCUGAAACAAAGGGAAGAAAGAUUGAAAUGCCAGAUAUUGACAUAUCACUCCCCAAAGGAAAAGUAGGGGAGAAAAUUGAAGGGCACACUGGCAAAGGCAAUAAGUUCAACAUGCCCUCUAUUAACAUCUCUCUCCCUAAAAUGAAAUCUAAAAGACCAGAUAUAAAUACUGAAGGUCCUCAUGUCAAAGGGAAGAUCAAAGUUCCAUCUGUUGAUGUUUCACUUCCUAAAGGAAAGGUUGAGGGUGACAUAAAUAUCGAAGGCCCCGAGAUGAAAGGUGGCAAAUUCAAAAUGCCAAAAUUUGAUGUUUCUUUGCCUAAAGUCAGUCUCCCAGAAGGUGGUGUAAAAAUAAAGGGCCCUGAUACUAAAGGUGGGACAAUUGAGAUACCUGAAAUUGAUAUUUCACUCCCUAAAGCAAAAGCACACGGAGAAAUUGACCUCAACAUCAAAGGUCCUGGCAAUAAAGGAAGCAAAUUCACAAUGCCCAAAGUUGAUAUUUCACUUCCAAAGAUGAACUUCCCAGAAGGUGAUAUCAAAGUGGAAGGACCCAACGUGAAGGGAGAAAAGGUCACAGUUCCAGAGGGUAAAGUAGAGGGAGAUAUCAAUAUUGAAGGACUCUCUGAAAAAGGAAGGUUUGAUAUCCCAAAGAUUGAAGUUGAUAAAAAAGGAGGUGGAUUCCACAUGCCAACUCUUGACAUAAAUCUGCCCAAAUUUGACCUUGACCUCAGCCUGCCCUCUGGUGUAAACGCUAAAGGCUUCAAAGUUGAUACUCCAAGUCCUGAUGCAUCUGGAGAUUUGGAGAUGUCUGGUCUUACAGGAGGCCUUAAUCCUGCCAAAUUGGAAGUUAAGAAUGAAGAUAUAGGGACAGGUGGUCUAGAAGGUCCAGGUGCAUCCCUAAAACUUCCCACAGUAAAACUACCAACAGUUGACAUCUCAGCUCCAAAGAUGGAUCUCAAUUUUGGCCUUACAAAACCCAAAGGUGAUGAUGUGGAAGUAGAACUUCUGAAAGCAGAAGGAGGAAGGCCUUCUUCAGGGGGCAGCUUUGAUCUACCUGUUUUCCUCAAAGUACCUAGUUUCACUCUUCCUAGGUUUGGGGGAAAGACAAAGAGCUGUAACUUGGAAAUACCAGCACCUAAGGGAGAUACUUCACUCAGUUCACCACAUGUAGAAGGAGAGAUCAGAGCACCGUCGGUGGAGUUUGAUGGAGGUGGAAAAGUCAAGGUGAAAAAACCUAAAAUCAAACUGCCCUCAUUUGGCAUGUCCAAGAAGGCUGCAGAUGUAUCAGUCUCUUGUCCUGAUGUUGAUGUUAAAGGGAAAAAGGGAAAAAUUGACAUUCAUCAACCGGAUAUCAAUGUUGACAACUCAGAUGACAUGUCAAAAUACAAAAUGAAAUUUCCCAAGUUAAAAAUAUCAUCACCCAAAAGUGAACUCCCAGCGGAAAAAGUUGAAGCAAAACUGGAUGCAGAUGUAGAGGCGAAAGGUGGCUUCCAUGCACCUGAUGUCUCUUUAAAACUACCAAAGUUUUCUAUGCCAGGCUUUGUCUCUAAAGAAAAAGACCUAGGUAAGCCAAGUGGUGACCUUGAAGCUAAAACCAAGGUUAAGAUGCCUUCUGUUGAGCUCUCGCUACCAGCAGCUAAAACACCAGAGACUGAGGUUCUUCUCCCAAAAGCAGAAGUUGAUGUCACAGAGGCUGAUAUAAGAGGUUAUGAGGGAAACCUUAAAAUUCCCAAAAUGCCAACGAUUGAUGUUUCUCUCCCCAAAUUAGACCUUGAUGUGUCCUUGCCCAGAGGAAAGUCUCCAAAGAUUGAAGGACCAGACCUGGAGCUAAAAGGGGGUGACGGAAAAUUCAAAAGGCCUCAUUUUAAUAUGCCUGCACUUGAUAUUUCACUUCCAAAAGCAAAGACUGAUUCACCCGAUUUAGAAAUGAAGGCGACUACUGAGGGAAAGUUAAAAAUGCCUCACAUAAAAAUGCCCAACAUUGACAUAUCGCUUCCUAAAGGAAAACUCAAAGGUACUGAGGCAGAAAUAGAAGUGGAUGGACAAGGAGAAGCAAAAGUCAAAACACCUUAUCUGAAAAUGCCCAAUGCUGAUGUUUCUCUGCCUAAAGGUCAUAUUGAAGGUCCAGAGAUAGAGAUUCAAGGAGAAGGUGGAAAAUUCAAGAUGCCACAUCUAAGUAUGCCUUCUGUUGAUAUUUCAUUGCCCAAAGGGAAGAUUGGAGGUCCAGAUGUUGAAGUAGAAGGACAUGGCAAAGGAAAAUUUAAGAUGCCUCACUGGAAAAAGCCAGAUGUUGAUAUCUCUCUAACCAAAGGACAGAUUGAAGGUCCAGAAGUGGAGUUAAAGGGGGAAGGUGGAAAAUUUAAGAUACCACAUCUAAGCAUGCCCUCUGUUGAUAUUUCACUGCACAGUGGAAAGACUGGAGAUGCAGAGACUGAAACAGAAGGAAAUGAAAGAGCGAAAUUCAAAACACCACAAAUGAAAAUGCCUUCAGUUGAUAUUUCAGCACCCAAGGGAAAGAUUGAAGGUGCAGAUCUCGAAAUGAAUGUUGAUGUUUCUCUACCUAAAGGAAGAGUUGAAAGUCCAGGAGUUCGAGAUGUGGAGAUCAAAGGAGAAGCUGGAAAAUUCAAGAUGCCCCACAUCAAUAUGCCUUCAGUUGAUAUUUCACUACCUAAAGGAAAAACAGAAGGUGCAGAGAUCGAGCUGGAAGGAGGUGCAGGGGGGGGGAUCAGAAUGCCUCAGGUCAAAAUGCCAGGUUUUAACGUCUCUCUACCCAAAGGAAAAGCUGGCAAAAUUAAAGGAGAGAUGGAAAUUGAGGGAGAUGACAGCAAAAUGCCACAUAUGACAGUGCCUUCAGUCAAUAUUUCACUUCCAACGGGAGAGACUGAAGGUGCCAACGCUGCAAUUAAGGGUGAGGGAGGAAUAUUCAGGAUGCCAAAAGUUGACAUUUCUCUUCCUAAAGGAAAACCUUCAGUGCAAGGUCCUGAGGCAGAUAUCAAGGGAGAUAGAGGAGAGUUCAAGAUGCCAAAUGUGGGCAUAUCACUUCCCAAGGGAAAAGUAAACAUUGAUACACCAGCAGAGAAAAUGGAGACAGAGGGAGGAAUCAUCAAACUGCCAGAUAUCAAGAUGCCAAAAGUUGAUAUUUCACUCCCGAAAGGCAAAAGUAAAGGUAGUGUGGUACCUGUUGUAGAGAUGAAAGUAACCAGUUCUGAUAUUAAAGUUCCAGAGGGACAAGUACUACUGCCAAUGGCUAAAACCACUGAAGCAGAGAUUAACUUACCAAGUGGUAAGGCUGAUCUGGACACUGGGGCUCUUGGAGAAGCUGAUUUGCAUUUUGAGGGUGAGCACAAAGGCCUAAAAUUAAAAGUCCCAACAAUAGAUAUCAAAGGUCCAAAAGGAGGCUUAGAACUUGAUACUGGACUUCAUAAAGGGGAGGGAAAAAAGGACAGGAAAAAGGUUGAUCUACCUGACUUAGAUGUCACUACAGAAACCAGCAGCAAAGUAAAAGGGCCUAAAGUCAAAGGAACAAAAUUCAAGAUUGGAAUGCCAAAAAAGAAAAACGGUGGAAAAAGAUUUGAGUAUUUUGAAGUUAAAACCCAGAAUGGUCAUAAAGAUGACAAAAAUCGUGUUAACCAUCCAGUACCAGAAGUUACAUUACCAAGUGUAAGUCUAAAAACAGAAGUGAAAGGAGAGGGUGGCUCCUCAUCUCCACAUGCAGGAAUCAGACUCCCCAAAAUACCAGACAUAGAGUUUGAUAUUGGCUCAUCUCAAGAUGGAGAUGACAGCAAAACAGAAAAAGGCAAGAAAAUCAAAAUCCCGAAGUUUGGCAUCCCAUUACCUUCCCUAUCCUCACCAGAGGAAAGUGUGAAUGUCCAUGGGCCAGAAAUUCAGUAUGAGGGCCCUAAAAUGCCUAAAGUAAAGAAAGCGGUUUUUGUCUUGGUAGACACUCCUACAACAAAUGAGCCUGCUACAAGCACAAGUCCCUUAAAAGGGGAAGCAACAGAGACUGUCAAAGUGAAGAUGCCCAAAAUCGAAAAGAAGCCAAGCCAAAAGUCAGCUGCUGCAAGUGCAGAAAAAGAAGGGGCAGAAGAAGAAAAGUCAAAGGGGGGAAUAAUAAAGAUGCCUAAAGUGUCGUUUUCGUCUGGCAAAUCUGCAUCAUUUGGUGGUGACACUGUCAAAAGAGAAGGUUCAAGUUCAAGUCUCAAUGGUGAAAGCCCUCACAAGGGCUCCAAGGAAGAGAAGGUGGCAUUCAGUGGUAAAGUCAAACUCCCAAAGGUGGAGUUCACCAGUCUAUAUGGGAAGAUGGGUGCAAGAGGAGCAGACAUGGAAACAAGUGGGGGACUGGGAAAGCAUUCAUCACCAGAAGAAGUACAAUCAAGCACAAUGUUACCAGGGGGUUUCACUGAGGAGCCUUUGAAGGAUUUGGUGUCUUCUCGUGCCAGAACAGAAAUGCUGGACAGGGACAGCUCAGAGUCCCCUUCUGGUUUUGCCACGGAGUUCACCUCAACAAAGUUUCAAGCUUGGAGCAAGGUGGAGAGCAAAAGCAGGGAAUCAGAAGAAAGAGAGUCUUCCUCAUGGUUUAAGGUCCCAAAGGUCACCUUGAAGCCACAUGCCACAGGCUUCCUCCAGAUAACUCCAGAGGGUUCUCCUCAGGCCCAGCGGAAAGGUGAGGUAGGGGGUGAGGCAGAUGUCUCGGGGUCUUUCUGCCUCCACACCUCAGGGCUCGACUUUACCACCUCGCAAAUGACCGAAGAGCACCAAAUCUCUUCCUCCAAGGAGGGAACUGUCACCAUGGUGACAAAGACUACCAGAAUCACCCACCUGGCUGAAACACGAACAGACGAGUCUUCGACGACCACAGCAACAACAAAAACAACAACAGCAGCUCACCAGGUGUCAAAGUACUGAAGAUGCUGGAAUGGUAUCUUUAAUGUAUUUUACUUUUCUUGUUAUUGUUGUUUUGUUUUUUUGUGAGGUUGCCGUGUUAAUAUAAAGUAAACCUCUAAUAAAAGGACAGUUCAUCCCCAAAUUAAUGAUACAUUUGUUUUUUCUUCUGACCUGUUGUGCUGUUUAUCUACUGAACUUUUUUGAACUGAUUAUUUGUGGGCUCCACGCAUCAUUUCUCCAGCUAAUAUCGCCAAAACUGGGCAACUCUAACCAAAUCAAUUUAGAUGGAUAAAUAGUAACACAACCCAGAGGAACACCAUGUAUAUUAAUUUGGGGUUCAUCUGUGCCUUAACAAAAAAAUUAUAUUAUAUUUUCAUAGAUGAUGUAUGAAUGUGAUGAACUACAAUAACAUUACAUCAAGCAGUAUUAUUGUCAUUAUUAUAGCUAAAGAUUACUAUAUACUUCCUUCUCUCAUCUUACAUGUGACGACUUUUUUUGUUACAGUUUGUUAGUUUAGUCCAAAUUAUUUAUCCGAUUUUGUUUGGUUUUUAAAGGUUUCACUCUGAAUGUCAACAUGUCGGACUGCUUCAUUAUUUAUUUUUGUUUUGUGUUUGAAAUGCGCUGGAAAGAGUCUUUUACUCACAUCGACUUCAUGGUUCAUGAUUCAGUUUCAUGAUCAUUUAAAAAUAUUUCAUUAUGAACCAUCACAACGUAGGCCAGAGGAAUAUUUAUGUAAAUAAAACAAUAUAAUUGCUUUUUUUGAAGCUGUUUCCUUUUCAGUUCAUAAUGUAUUUUCAUAUUUACCAAAGCAUAAAUGAUAUUGUUUUGACCUGAAACGAUGUUUUGUUGAUCUUGAAGAAAAAGUGUGAACUUUCUGAGAUUAUGGGCUUUUUUUGCCAUAGUUUUAUAUAUUAGCACAUUUAGCCUGUGCUUUUUUUUUUCCAGAGGUCAGUGAGUAAGCAGGACGCUCUGGACUCUUUUUCUGCUGUGGGGAUCAAACCUGUGACUAUCUGGUUAUAGGUUGCUCUCAAAUAUUUAGCCCAACCUGCUGCUAAUAUAUUUUUUAUUAAUGUUUUUACUGUACAAUGCCAAAAAAAAGGGCACCACUGUAUUUUCUGUGAAUGAGGCUGUAGCUUUAAAAUACACUGAUAUUUAUGAAGCUCGGCUGUUAAGUAUUGUUGCGUUUCAAAACAUCUGCAGUGAGCUGGACGGAAAUUUGGGGAUUUAAACCAGAAAUUCAGAAAUUUUAGAGAGGAAACUGUAAAGUUUAUUCUGUUGAUCCAAGUUGCUAAAAGGCUGCUAGAGUGAGACUAGUGGGGGUGGCGUGUCUUGAUCUUGUUGCAAAGCAAUCGUGUUAGAAAAAAAGGCCAGAAAACAAAUAUUUAUUUCUAAAAACACCAAAAGUAACUGUCAGAGUGAUUGAAACUUUAAGUGCCUUUACCCAGUACAUUUUAAACAAUGUAUCUACUAUUUAAUGUAUAAACUGUUUUAAAAUGGAAUAAUCUUCUUGAAUAUCAGUUUUUAUGUCUCUAAAUUUUGAUAUUUAAGUUUAAUUUAUAAACAAAGAACUUACCAUUUAUAAACAUGUUUGUAAUUUUUCUGGUAUUCUGUUAAAACGUCCUACCUUAGAGGAUACACCAAUCAGGCUUUUUGAACGGUUUUCUGUUUUCAAGUAGAUGUAAAACAUUUAAGAAUAAACACUUUUGUGUUUCCUUUAUUUGGUUGACUGAUGGAAUGAAGCUGCGUGGUAAAAUGCAUGAAUCCAUAAAAGAGUUGUCUCAUUAACAACGUAUAGCACAGUGCCUUUUUUUGCAGCUGAGAACUAGAGCUUAAAAAAAAAAAAGCUGAGACGAGUAGUGACAUGUGAAGGUAACGCGCACUGAGGUAGGAUGUACAUGCAGAGAGAUUUUUAACUUUCUGGUUUAACGAGGUCUUCGAAUUUCUUUUUGAUUCUAAGGGUUUCAGUGGCAAGUGUUUUGUCAGAGCUGCACUGAAAGAAUGUUUGUAAAGAUGUUACUUAAAUAAAGUAAUAUUCACACAAAAA
Neolamprologus brichardi is the source of this 9541-nucleotide messenger RNA. NCBI's taxonomy places the organism in Eukaryota, Metazoa, Chordata, Actinopteri, Cichliformes, Cichlidae. The record is from RefSeq and is a predicted model, not a curated record.